UUGUUUUCUAGACUCCUGUGGUGAACUUUGAUUGUUUUUAUUCACAAUGCUAAUUUAGGUUUCGUUAGUUAGUUAACAAGUGAUUAAGAUGGCGAUUGGUGAUGAUUAUAAUCCGCUACCUGUUGACGAAGAUGAGGCCGUGGAAGAGGAUAAUUUACUUCACUCGGAUAACGAUGAAUCAAGUGAUGACUCUCUGAUUGAUUCUCAACCAGCAACAGCAUCUCCACAUCUACAUGAUAAAUAUCGGAUGAUUGAACUCAUCUCUGGAUUACUUGGUUUAAUCUGUUGUAUUCCUUGGAACGUUUUCAUCACAGCAACUGAUUGUUGGAAUUAUAAAUUUCGUAAUGUCAACAAUUCCACCUCUGGUCCCACCCCAAUUCAAGUUUAUUUUAAUAGUUACCUUUCAAUGGCAAACAAUGUUCCAAAUAUAUUGGUGGUUUUAUUCAUGAUUUUCUUUGGCCAUAAAAUUACAGCCACAAUAAGAAGUGUUACUUCCAUGUUGAUAAUAAUGGUGCUGAUGAUCACAUCCACAGUUCUUGUUAAGGUUGACAGUGAUAAUUGGCAAGAUGCCUUCUUUUGGUUAAUCAUAUUCAAUGCGUUGAUCCUCGGUUUAUGUACCGGCAUUUUGGCCUCGAGUAUCUCUGGUGUAGUGUCUUCUUUCCCAUCUAAAUGCAUUCAAGCCGUUGUUCUCGGUCAAGCCAUUUCUGGCAUUUUUGCUGUGAUUUGUCAAAUUGUUUCGUUAAGUGCUCAUAGUGAUCCCCGAGCCUCAGCCAUGUAUUAUUUUAUCUGUGCUGAUAUGUUAUUAGCAAUAGCAUUUGUUGCGUAUUUAAUUGCACGUAAAACGCCUUAUUAUAGAUAUUAUCGUAAACGAGGUAUGUUUACAUUAUCAAUUGAUAAUAUCUCAGAAAGAUCGAUUGCCCGAAGGUCAGAUCUUAUUGCAAUUUCUCGAGCUAUAUGGCCGCAUUUAUUAUCAGAAUUCCUGGUCUUAGGUAUAACUUUUGCUGUUUAUCCUCCGCUUAUGGUUCUGGUUGCACCAAAGAACAAAGAUUCUCUCAUAAUUUCGGGUGAACUAUUUUUACCCGUUUUCUGUUUCCUCUUAUUUAAUAUCAACGAUUUACUGGGUCGUUUGGUCGGCAAAUGGUUCCCCUUCCCCCAAUCAAAGCCAAUCUAUUUAAUCAUAUUAUCACUCAGUCGGUUACUAUUAGUGUUUGGCCUUAUGGUUUGUAAUAUUCAUCCCAGAAAUUAUCUUCCUGUUUUAUUUGAAUCUGAAUAUAUUUAUGCCAUAUUGGUAAUGUUGUUGGGUUUAUCUAAUGGAUAUGUACUCACAGUCAGCAUGUUCCAAGCGCCUUUAUCUGUGAAACCUGAGUUGCAGGAGAAGACGGGAUUCAUUAUCUCUGCUGCUCUGGGUUUGGGAGUUUUCGCCGGGUCAAUAGCUUCCAAUGUGGUUCUCCGACUAAUCUAGAUUAUUUUCAAAUGGACAUAAUCAGCAUAAUAAUUUUCACACUUCAUCGUGUUGAACUUAUAGUGAGCAUUAAACAAAAAAUGUGAAAGAAAUGAAAGAAAAACGUGCAUUUGGUUAACCAAAAAAAAAAGUCCCCAACACCAAGUAACUAAAACAAUCAUUUAAUUUGAUCAUUUUCUCUCUCUCCUUUUAUAUUAAAUUGCUAUUUAUCAAAUCUAUAUUAUUGUAAUUCCAUUGAUCAUCACAAUAAUACGACGAUCGAUCCACCCGAAAUUCAACGCCAGUGUAUUUGAUUGCAUUUUUGUCCAAAAAUCUCUUUCGUUGUGUAAAUCAUUGGUUUCUAAUUCCCCAUUCAAGUGACAAAACAAAAUCUCAUCUAAUUAUAUAUUUUCAAUCCUUUUUUUUUCUUAUCGAACUAAUUAACUUCUUAAUUAAAUCACAGCAAGUUCACCUCUUUUUCUAUUAUCGAAAAUAUUUAAACUGUUCACCUUUAAUAUGCGAACAAUUUUAAUAAAAAUCGUUUUGAUUUAAAUUA
Messenger RNA from Panonychus citri (citrus red mite), 1997 nucleotides. RefSeq names its product equilibrative nucleoside transporter 3-like. The transcript has 6 exons. The record is from RefSeq and is a predicted model, not a curated record. Gene Ontology annotation, molecular function: nucleoside transmembrane transporter activity. Gene Ontology annotation, biological process: nucleoside transmembrane transport. Bases 89 to 1462 code for a protein of 457 amino acids. Lineage: Eukaryota; Metazoa; Arthropoda; Arachnida; Trombidiformes; Tetranychidae. Gene Ontology annotation, cellular component: plasma membrane.